Messenger RNA from Cordyceps fumosorosea ARSEF 2679, 1206 nucleotides. RefSeq lists its product as hypothetical. NCBI's taxonomy places the organism in Eukaryota, Fungi, Ascomycota, Sordariomycetes, Hypocreales, Cordycipitaceae. The record is from RefSeq and is a predicted model, not a curated record. The coding region runs from base 1 to 1206 and encodes 401 amino acids. The transcript is spliced from 4 exons.
AUGGCGAUGCGACGGCUGGCGUUCGCGCCUCGGCUGACGCCAUUCAACGCUCUGCGAUCGAGUCCACUUCACAACCAGCGAUUUUUCUUGAAUGCCCGGCAAAUAUCUGUGCUGCCGUGGCGCAGGAGUGACCACGCAACUCAGCCUCUACCCGUUUACUUCCCCAAGCCAGUUACUCGCUCACGCCUUCGGCCAAUACGCCGAUUUGUCGGGCGCGUUCUAUUCACAACAGCCACAGUGUUCGCCUGCUGGACCGUUUUUUAUGUCGUCGUCUUGGAGCCUUUGUUCGACUGGGCUGAGGACGAGUGGGACUCCUUGUCCGAGAAGGAGAAGCAAGAGAUGACCGACGAAGCAGACGACGGUCCCGAUUCGUUACUAUUUCUACCUAUGCCCUUCGGAACGAUCGAGGUCAAACAACCACCUUAUCGAAGCAGCGACCCUGAGUGGCUGGAGUUCGUCGCCUUUAGCAGAAACAAGCAGGCGCGCGAAGACAUCAAACACAAGCUAGCCGAUAUCAUCUGCAAAGCGAUCCAAAAAAGCGACCAGUAUGUCAGAUUACUAGGCGGUAAGGACAUUGGUGUCUCCCAGUUCUGGCUGGAUACCAUAUUUCCCACUCGGCCGCCACCUAAGCACUAUGUAGCGGGAAUCAGUAUAGAAGAGGAUGGAAUAUACUGGGCGCACCGCCCCAUCGAUACGCUCGCCGCGAAGCACUUAUCACUGGCCAUCUACCCCGCUGCAGUGGCUAAGGCGGCCUGGAGCUUUCUGAGCGUCCUCGGCAGAGGGCUGGCCUCAGAUACCGCCGUAUUCCUAGGCAUUUCUGAGCCGGCCAAGCAACCGCCCACAUGGGAAUCAGUCAUCCUGAACCGCAUGCAGCAACAGGAAACCGUCGGUCCCGGCGCGAACAGAGAGCUGCAAGACCUGAAAAAGACACUUCAGUCAGCGGUGUCCUUUGGGAGCGUGAUGCCAUCUAAUCUGGAGCACGCCAGCUCGGCCGCCAUGAUGACGCUGGCGAAGAGCUGGAAGCCCGCGCGGCAGGGCCCCGGCCCCGGCUGCAUCAAGGUGGACGGCCUGAUACAGGUGUCCGGCAAGAAGGCUUACAUGGCUGUAUACGUCGUCGCCUGGUUCGACCCGAAGCAGAAGAAGUUCGUCGACAUUCAAACACAGCUCAAGCACCUCUUGCCUUUCCAGCAGUAUCCAGCGAAAUGA